UCUACGUUAUUCUCUCUCCGUCAUUCUCCAUAUUACUCGAAAAAAUCGAAAAAAAAACCUGAAAAUUUCGAGAAUAGAGAGAGAAAAAAAUGUAUCAAAUAAACGACGAUAGAAGAUUUGAGCUCCCACCUCCUCCACUUACGAACCAACCCAAUAAUGAGAUUGAUCCAUCCCAAUUUGGCAUUAUUUCAUCAAAUCAUAAUAAAUUCUUACCAAAUCUCCACUCUUAUCUCCCACUCCAUGACCUAACAACCUCUUUAAACCCUAGUCUUAUUGAUACACCAAUACAUAGCCCUAAUAAUAGCAUUAUCAACCCUUUAUGUUCAGAUCAUGAUCAAUUAGCAACAAGCAAAGAGCAAAACGAAGAACAAGAGAUUAGAAGGCUUAAGAGGAUGAUAUCAAACCGGGAAUCGGCUAGACGGUCUAGGCUACGCAAACGCAAGCAACUCGAAAACCUUCAAUCACAAGUCUUGCAACUUCUUGCUGCCAAUCAUCAACUCGCCGAGAAACUCAACCUUGUCAUGGAGUCUAACUAUGAACUUCUUCAAGAGAAUGCCCGGCUUAGAGACGAAGCCAUUUGUCUACGAGACGAAGCCAUUAAUUGUGGUAAUUCCAUGUUUGAUGAGGCUCAGUAAUGUAAUCAGGGCUAACCUGAUUUUCUUUCCUUAUCCAAAAAAAAAAAAAGACGAGGCUCGGUGAUGUAAUACUCUUGUAAAUUUAUGUGAUUUCCCCUUUCAUGUACCUACAAUAAUGUAUGUAGUAUCAUCGCUUCAAAUCCGAUAAAAUUUUUCUUUUUUUCGUUGAGAUUUUUUUUUUUUUAAGGUAAGAAAAAGAAAGGAACCCACCACCCGAGGGGGAGAUAAUUAAGGAAAUCAAUGGGUUGCAUAUAUAUGUGGUUGUAACGUUACAUGGUGGUAUUAUACUAUGAACAAGUGCCAAAUUUUUGUACAUGAGACAAAUUAUGCCUAUACUUUAAUCCUUGCACAUAAUAUGAACACUAUAAUUUUUGGUAGCAUACAUCAAAUCAUGUAG
Molecule: messenger RNA, 1032 nt
Organism: Spinacia oleracea (spinach)
Lineage: Eukaryota; Viridiplantae; Streptophyta; Magnoliopsida; Caryophyllales; Amaranthaceae
Product: basic leucine zipper 43-like
Exons: 1
Coding region: 90-635 (181 amino acids)
Biological process (GO): regulation of DNA-templated transcription
Molecular function (GO): DNA-binding transcription factor activity
Source: RefSeq, a predicted model, not a curated record